UUUCGCAUUUAUUCUCAACAAUUUACUGCUGAACCGCCUGAACCCACUGCUAAUAGUUACUUAACCUUAAAUGACCGAAGUAUUAAUCAGCUAAUAGAUGAUAUUGAUAAAAGUGCUGAAAACAUUUCUGGACCAGAUUCAGAAUUUAUACAAAAUUAUAUGGAUAAUCAACCUGACGAUACAGAAGUAAUAAAUGUAUCUGAUAUUUUAUCAAAUUAUGAAGACACUGACAAUGAAAAUAAUGACAAUGAAGAUGUUGACAUAAUUUUAUCGAAUCAUAUGACAUGUUCAGCACAUACCUUAAAUUUUGUAGCUACAACUGAUACUGCCAAGAUUACAGAUUUAAGUUACAAAAAAAUAUCAAGAUCUGCCUUUGGUAAACUUUUAUCUUUCUGGAAUUUGCUAAGCAGAAGUACUGUGGCUUCAGAUCUAACUUAUAAAAUAUGUCAAUGUAAAUUUCCAAUACCUGUAGUUACACGAUGGAACUCUUUCUUUGAUUCCACCAAGAGGUUAUUCUUUGCCGUAUAA
Macrosiphum euphorbiae (potato aphid) is the source of this 528-nucleotide messenger RNA. The record is from the annotation of a GenBank genome assembly. NCBI's taxonomy places the organism in Eukaryota, Metazoa, Arthropoda, Insecta, Hemiptera, Aphididae.